AUGAAUGGAACAAUUCACACGGUCAGAAGACCAGAAGGGACGAAUGUCUAUCUGGUCGGGGGCGGGAUCGCCUCCUUGGCCGCAGCUGUGCACCUCCAUCACGACGCACACGUCCCGGCGCACCAGAUCCACCUCAUCGAGGCAUCGCCUGUCCCGGGAGGCUCAAUGGGAGGAGCCGGGGACUGGAGGAAGGGCUAUGCGGUUCGCGCAGCACGGAAACUGAACUUCACAUACAACUGCCUGUACGACACUCUCUCCAGGGUCUCGUCCAUCAGGGACCCCUCCAAGACGGUGCUGGAUGAGAUCGUUUCUUUCAACAAGGGACACGAUGAGCUAGGCGAGUGCCGGGCUCGCCUGGUGGCCACGACACCCACUGGACCUGAGAUCGUCGAUGUGAAGAGUAUCGGGCUGAGCACUACGGACCGCCUCGAUAUCUUGGGCCUGGUGCUUGAGGCCGAAGAAAAUGUGGCCAGCGAUGAGAUCCAGGCACAUUUCAAGCCGGAAUUCUUCGAGUCCAAAUUCUGGGACAUGUGGUCGAGCAUGUAUGGCUUCCAGCCGUGGCAUAGUGCGGUUGAGUUCAGGAGGUAUCUUCAUCGCUUCCUGCAUGAGUUCCCCCAUAUCAGUACUCUGGCAGGCAUCGAGCAUACUCCGAUGAACGACUACGAGUGUGUGAUUGUUCCUCUCGAGGCGCAUCUCAAGGAGCUCGGCGUUGAUUUCCAGUACGAAACCGCGGUUACUUCAGUUGCGUUUCGUCCAGGGAACGAUAUCUGCGUGUCUGCGCUCCACAGCACGCACAAGGGGAACGAGACCACCGUGGAUAUACUACCUUCGGACAUCGUUCUAAUUACCCUUGGGUCAUCGACAGCGAAUUCCCGAGUCGGGGAUAACAAGAGACCACCACCACCGUUGCCCGCACAAGACGCUCUUAUGGAGAAUCCUGACCCCGUGUGGAAGUUCUGGACCUCACUCGCGGACCCUGCAGCGAACCCCCACGCAGAGGCUUUUGGUCAUCCCAAGACCUUCUACAGCCGCAUCUCCAAGUCGUCAUGGCUAUCCUUCACUGUCACCCUCAUCGACGCCGAUUUCCUCGACAAUCUUAGGGAGUGGUCGAGGAGCAGCGAUGGCAGCUGCCCGCUCAUCACCUUCCGGGACAGCCCCUGGAUGAUGUCGAUAACCAUCCCCCACCAACCCUACUUCCUCAACCAGCCGGACAACGUCCAUGUCCUCUGGGGAUACGGCCUGUACCCCGACCAGGAGGGCACGUUCGUGAAGAAGCCCAUGAUGGAAUGCACGGGCGAGGAGAUCCUCACUGAGCUGCUGCAUCACCUGGACCUCCCGAUACACCCCACGCUGGAGCAGUCGACGACCAUACCCUGCCUGAUGCCGUACAUCGGCAGCCCGUACCUCACCCGGGAAGCGGGCGAUCGGCCGCAGGUCGUCCCCCGCGGGAGCCGCAACCUGGGCUUGCUGGGCCAGUACGUCGAGAUGGAGAGGGACGUGACCUUCACGAUGGAGUACUCGGUCCGGGCGGCCCAGACGGCGGUAUAUCAUCUGAUGGGCGUCGACAAGGAGCCGCCGCCAGUGCAUCGCGGUGACCAGUCAGUCCAGACCCUUGGGGAGGCACUCAUGGCGAUAAUGAGCUGA
Messenger RNA from Phialemonium atrogriseum, 1644 nucleotides. RefSeq names its product myosin-cross-reactive antigen family protein. The record is from RefSeq and is a predicted model, not a curated record. Gene Ontology annotation, biological process: fatty acid metabolic process. Bases 1 to 1644 code for a protein of 547 amino acids. NCBI's taxonomy places the organism in Eukaryota, Fungi, Ascomycota, Sordariomycetes, Cephalothecales, Cephalothecaceae. The transcript is spliced from 2 exons. Gene Ontology annotation, molecular function: FAD binding; oleate hydratase activity.